AAAAAACAGCAGGAAUUUAAAAGGCUGAUUAAAGACAGAAAGUAAAAUUACCUUGCAUUUCCCCCGCGCGAGAUUUGGGAACUGAGUAAACAAAUAAUUCCACCCCAUCCCCCGGUAUCAACACGCCCCCAUCCAAAGUUACCGACAGGGACUGUCUCCCCUGAGCCAAUGGGCGGUGUAGGGGAGGCGUUAUUAGCGCACGGAGCAAUAUCAGGCGUCAGCGCAACUGGAGUUACUGCGGACUCCAGUACUUUCCCUGCAGCCUUUUACAACCCAAAGCCCCUGUUAUUCCCCCUCCAGUUUAUUUUCUGCUGUCAGUCAGCGACUGCCAGAGAAAGGAAGAUAAGAACCUGUGAGGAGAGAGUUUGUUUUCUGAGGAACAAUAUGCAGCACAAUGAUGUAUCUGGUUGAAUGUUGUGAUUUUUCUGGGGGGCGUGUUGACCAGUCUUUCCCUUGCUGUUGGGGCCAAGUUGCUGAAGUUUGUUGGAGGUGACUCAAGCAAGGCUCCAUGUCCAGGACAAUGUCUCAGGCGGAGGUGGACCUGGCUGGGUUCGGGCUCAUCAGCUCGGCUCUGGAUUUGGACCUGGAUCUGGAUUUGGACCGUUCCUCCCUCCUCAGUAAGGCGCAGAGCCGGCGGCGGAGACUCGCCGCCCGAGACAGCAGGAGGCUCCCGGGCCGGUACCAGAGGAAAAGCUCCGUCGACAUCGAGCUGGGAGCUGACGGUCUCCUGGUCCGCCGCCCUCCCCGAGCCCCGGCGCCAGCCCCGGGCAGCGACACUCCGCCGCCGCCGCCCGCGGACAACGGUGCGCUGACGGCGGGCGGACCCACUGCCGGCGCGCCGCCUGCCCAGGCGGCGGCAGCGAACAGCUCGGACACCGAGGAUGGCAGCCCUCGCUUUCCCCACAAGGACUCGGUUUCCGAGCUGCCCGAGGAGAGUAAGAUGGAACCGGAGGAGAACGAGGUGGAGAUGAAAGCGGUGGACACCUCUCCCGACGGCAGGUUCCUCAAGUUCAACAUCGAGUUGGGAAGAGGCUCCUUUAAGACGGUCUACAAGGGGUUGGAUACCGAGAUCACGGUGGAGGUCGCCUGGUGUGAGCUACAGACUCGCAAAUUAUCAAAGGCAGAGAGACAGAGGUUCAGUGAAGAGGUGGAGAUGCUGAAAGGAUUACAACACCCCAACAUAGUGCGUUUCUAUGAUUCCUUUAAAUGUUCAGUGAAAGGUCACAAAUGUAUUGUGCUGGUGACUGAACUGAUGACAUCAGGGACACUCAAAACGUACCUAAAGCGGUUUAAAGCAAUGAAGAAUAAGGUUCUGCAGAGAUGGAGCAGACAGAUUCUGAAGGGCCUACAGUUCCUUCAUACACGGUCCCCUCCUAUCAUCCACCGUGACCUGAAAUGCGAUAAUAUCUUCAUUACAGGACCAACUGGCUCUGUAAAGAUCGGUGACCUUGGUCUUGCAACACUAAAAAGUGCAUCAUUUGCAAAAAGUGUAAUAGGUACUCCAGAAUUUAUGGCUCCUGAGAUGUAUGAAGAAAAGUAUGAUGAAUCUGUUGACGUUUAUGCAUUUGGCAUGUGUUUGUUGGAAAUGGCCACCUCAGAAUAUCCAUAUUCAGAGUGCCAUAAUGCAGCCCAGAUAUAUCGCAAAGUGACAAGUGGUGUUAAGCCAGCCAGCUUUAACAAAGUAAAAGUCCCAGAGCUGAAAGAGAUUAUUGAAGGAUGCAUACGCCAAAAUAAAGAUGAGAGCAGGUACACCAUUCAGGAUCUUCUUGACCACUCAUUCUUUAAAGAGGAUACUGGGGUGUAUGUUGAGCUUGCAGAGGAAGAUGAUGGAGCAAAAUCUGCCCUAAAACUUUGGCUCCGCAUGGAUGACUCAAAGAAACUCCAUGGCAAAUACAAAGACAACAAAGCCAUAGAGUUUCUUUUUGAAUUGUAUAAGGAUGUUUCAGAAGAAGUGGCACAGGAAAUGGUAACAUUGGGUUUUGUGUGUGAGGCUGACUAUAAAUUAGUUGCAAAGGCCAUCAGAGAUCGUGUGACUGAGGUAAAAAGAAAACGUGAAAGAAACCAACGCAUGCAAGAGGAACUGAAGAAGAAAGAGCAAGAGAAAAAGAAAAAAAUUUAUGAGCUCUUAGAAGAGCUAAAGGUACCUCAAGACACAACAGAGAGUGCAGCUGGAGCGACUCCACUCUCGCGGUCUCCAGUGCCCACAGGCCCCACAGAGAUCCUGCUGAAUCCUUCAUUUCCACCUGAGCCUGAGGAACCAGAGGCUGAUCAACAUCAGACAUUUCGUUAUAGGAAUACCAACUAUUCUUCAGCUACAUCUGAUUGUGAGACUGAUGGUUAUCUAAGUUCUUCUGGAUUCUUGGACUCGAAUGAUAAUUUGCAAAUGGCUGGCCAGUUAACUCCUAAAUCUGGAACUGGACUCCAGUUUCCAGCAAAUAUUGCUGUGACUAUCCCCUCAAAGCAUCAUUUGUCACUUCACAGUGGGCUAAAUUCACCAGUUGACAGCUAUGCUUCAGAUGUUGCUUCUGGAAUGAGUGAUGGAUAUGAAGGUCUAUCUGCAGGAGAAGGAUCAACAAAACUGCCAGUGAAGCGCAUCUCGAGCAAACUCAUUCGUAGGCGCGGUCGAUCCAGGCUACGAAUUCUUAAUAUAUCAGACAAAGGAGAUCGGGUUGUAGAGUGCCAACUCCAGACACACAACAACAAAAUGGUAACGUUCAAGUUUGAUUUGGAAGGAGACUCCCCUGAAGAUAUUGCUGCAGUUAUGAUCAAUAGGGAGUUCAUUCUACUGUCAGAGCAGGAUGGUUUUGUCAGCAAGCUGCAAGAAAUCAUACACAAAGCAGAAGCUGUGUUAAAGAAGGAUAUUCAAGGGGAUCCUAGCACUGACAAAGUUAGUAAGCAGUCAAAUACUCCCAGUUCACAUGAGUCUCAGCGUGAAGAAAGGUUAAACCAGCCACCCCAUCCCACAUUAUUAUCUUCAGCAGGAGCAGGUGAAGUGAAUACCCCUCAUGUCAUAGAAUCUGCAACAAGGAAGUUUCUGGUUAGUCCUGUUCCUGAAAAUAAGCUGUUAAGUCCUUUGACAAUUAACUCCUCAGCAAAAACUUGUAUUGUUACCACAUCUACAGCUUCGACAAAUGUGUUCUACCAGCCAAGGGCACCAUUGCUAUCAACUUCCAUAGACCAUACAUCAGUAGAAACAUUUAGUAAUGUGCCAUUUAACAAUCUUGACCCAAUUCAAGCUUCUACCAGUGCCCACCAUGGAAAUAAUCUGUCUAUAUCUACACCAUCGCAGAGUUUUAAGCCAGUGCUAACGUCUCUGCCUAAUACUGUGUACGAAUCAAACAGUCCUGUAAAUGUAGCACUGAAUCAGCACAGGAGGCCACAGCAUGGUACCCAACAAAAAUUUUCAACACAGGAAGUAGAGAAUGUUGGCAAAGAUGCGCCACAGCUUAUACAGCCACAGAAUAAUAACUGGCCUCCAAGCACACAGCCUCUGUUUCUCCUGGCUGAUAUGUUAUCAUUGAUGUGCAUGAGUCAAUUGGCCCAUACAAUGCUACCAAACAGUUCUUUACCGUCGCCACUGAUGUCCCCCUGUAGUGACAUUACUUCUCCAGUCACUUCUCCAUUCAACAUUCCCAGGCAGCUUCAUCUUUCAUCUCCAGAAGGAAAUAUUGGACAACAACUACAUAAUGUCGAGAAUGGUGGCGUGAAUGGUCUAGAAGGACAACUUGAAUCAAUUUUUAAUGAAUGCAACAGAUCUCAUGAGCUGCUGCAAAACGUCAGUCCAGGAACACCAUGUUCUGAACUUGGUCUAACCACAUUAUCAAGUAAAGAAACUGACUUCACCCCUGUAUCUUUACAUCUCCAAGGUAACCCAUAUGAGGAUGUAACAUCUCCCAUAAAACCUUUCUUACCGAUGUCCACAGUAAUAGCUGCCACAAACAUGAGCAGUCUAUCAACAACAAACACUCCGUUUUAUUCACAUCCCAGUCCAAUAUUAAAUCUUGCCAGUUCCGUUCGACCAUAUCAGAAUAUUAAUCCAGGAAACUCCGUACACUCUGGUAUCUGUGACAUUACAUCACUUCCAACUUCCACACCUCAAGUUGCUGUUUCGGAUCUUAUAAACACCUCCACUAAAGAGCAAGAGAAUAAACAGGUCUCGUUGCUGGAUAUUAGUAAGAAAAGUAUACCAUCAUUGAUUAUUACUGAAGCACUAACAUCACAAUCAGGAAAAUUGCCAUUGCCACCUAUUAAUGAGGAGUUCAAGAAUUUUCAGCAAUCUGGUUCACCCCAACCUGUUACAGUCGGACGCUUUGAAGUUUUGAAAACUCAAGAACAAAUCAAAGAGGGCGAUCACCUGACAAAUCAGGAUGACAGUAAACCAGAUUGUUUAGUUCCUGACAACUGCACCGCUUUGAGAACAGCUACAACUCUUGGGGAACCAAUGUUGGACAGCGGAUUGAGUACUGCACUGGGAUGUCAGCAAGAUAGCAAUUCAGAGCUAUGCUUGUCCACCCAGGCUCUGCAGCCUUCAUUGUCAGCAGCAGCUUCAGAGAUUCCCAAUCAUUCUCUAGACAGUAACAGAGUAAUGGUCAGUUCAGGAGAUGAAAAGCAAAAUACUGAUUCCAAGCUAUCAGAUGAUCACACUGAUUCAAUCCCAGUGCAUGGAUGGGUUCAGUACUCACGGUCAACUAUCUAUAUAAGCAGUGAUGAUACUGAAAGUGAUGGCGAUGAAAUAUUUGAAGAAUUACAAAACUUAAGAGAAAAGCAUAUGGCAGAGGUUCAAAGGUUACAGGCAAUACAAAAGAAGGAGAUUGAGGAACUGUAUGAAAAGAUGGGUAAAGUCCCUCCUGCUGGAAUAGUUUCACCUGCUACAAUCUUAACUGGACGGCAAAGGCGCUUAUCUAAAGGCAAUUUUAACCAAUCCCGCCGUAACAGCUUGCAACGACUUGAGAGUUUACAGCAAGCAGGAUUCAGCCGAAGAAAUUCCUUAACAGGUAGUUGCAGCUCACAGGAUCAACGGCAAACACCAUCCACUGUUAGUGGAGGUUACUUUUCCUAAUGGCAUCGAAAUUGGGCUGAACUGUUGAUCAUCAAAAACUAAGCUUCUGCGAAAUAGGUCGAUAUGAAAAGGAACAGAGAAAUGCAUCAUGCUCCAAUUGCAAUCAAGAUUUGUCACUGUUAUGCUUUGAAUAUUCUACCCACAAAUAUCGUCUAUCAUUGGACUUUAGCAGAAGUUCAUGUUUCGCUUGGAAUAUAACUCCAUGCACACCAUUGCCUGUUUUCAUAUAAAAGUCUUACCUUUGUAUAAACUUAUGAUCUUCAACCGGAUGUUAAGAAAUAUUUUGGGUGACCAUUAUCACAAAUGUAUUAUGGCACAGAAUGAAACACCUUUUAAUACUACCACAUCACAUCAUUAUAUGCACUACAGUUGCUUUUCAUUCUAGAUACUGGUUUCUGGGAACACAGGAAAGCACAUCACAGUUUUAAGCAGAUAAUAUUAUCUGGCGUGAAAUGCAUCAAAUAUGGUCUGUUUUAAUCACAUUCUGCUUUAAAAAAAAUCUAUUUUUCUUUUUCUACUGAUAGACCAUUAAAAUAUACUAUUCAUAUUAACUUAUUUCUAAACAAAUCUGAUUAAAUCAGAUUUAAAAUUAAAUGCAAAAUGAGAAUCGGUAAGAAUUGUUGUCUUUUUAAAGUUUAAUUCUACAAUGUAAGGCAACUUCAAGUUAAAUUCUAGGUGCUAAGCAACCAUUCUAAAUCAUUUAUGUUUUUUUUUAUUAAAAUAUACUCUUCCACUGUGACAUUGUAAAAAUUGACUUUAUUCAUGGUAUGUAUAUAUGUAAAAACUGGUGUUGAAUCAGCAAACUAUAAUGAUCGCAUCAAGGAGAUUUCUAAAUUUAAAACUAUAAAAACAACUUUCUCAUUUGGAAAGUUUAGUGUAAUCUAUUGUAAAUGACUUCAAAGCUUAAAUAUUUCCUUCUACUUGCGCACUUACAUGCUCAUCAUUAAAUGCCAAAGAAUUGUAUCUGAAAUAUUUUAUAAAAUAUUUAAUAGUGUCUUCUAUCAAAGCUCUGGAAUUCAAUGUACAUCUGAGAGAAUUACAACAAUAAUGAUAGUUACUAAAUCUUUGUGGUUCAGUUAAUUGAUUGUGAAUGUUUAAACUUUAUGACAGAUGAAAUUUUAUAUAAUUACUCAGUUUUUGGGGGGAAUUGUAGUGUCCACUUUAAUAAGCCUACAAGACAUUAAACUUGAUAAUAGCCUGCAAUACUGACCAUUUGGCCUUAAAGUUAAGUGAAAGCUUGUUUUGUUUCAACUUUGUUUUAUUAUCAUGAAUGUAGGAAAGUCACUUAAAAUAAACGUAAACCUUAACACGAGGUUUCAAACCCAUAUAGUAGGCCUAAAGUCAAAGGACAAUUAAGAUGUCUAGCAAGUAACAGUGACAGCAAAAAAAAGACUCCCUGCAGGUUGCUGGUGAAAGUAAGUCCCUUUCCUUACUUUAGAUUUAAAUUUGUUGAUUUCUACAAAAUAUUUCCAAGUUUAGAUGACAAUCUAUUUUAAUAAAAUUGCCUUCAGCCCUUAUCACCUCAAUUCACCUUUUGUAAUGGCGAUAUAAAAGAAAACAGAUACUAUCUGCCUACUUUAUCACAAAUUAUCACAAUUUCUGAAAAUGGAAGGUUAGGGCAUAAAAUUAUAUUGAUUAGAAGAGUCAUGGAACAGCCUGUGUGUUGGAGGGGGUACUUGUUCAUGAGUAACAUUUAGAGGGGGAAAUUUUGUUGGAAUACAGGGUGUAUCAAAAUCAUAAAUGCACUCUUUGUAAAUUUUUGUAUAGUAUUGUUAAUGGGAAGAUACUUCUUCAUUACCAUUUCUGAGAUGAUUAUGUUCAAACAAUCUAUUGGAGGUAUAUUAUAAUUAUUAAAUGAAUGAAUCAAA
Messenger RNA from Chiloscyllium plagiosum (whitespotted bambooshark), 6927 nucleotides. It is a transcript of the gene wnk4a, whose product is annotated as WNK lysine deficient protein kinase 4a. NCBI's taxonomy places the organism in Eukaryota, Metazoa, Chordata, Chondrichthyes, Orectolobiformes, Hemiscylliidae. Gene Ontology annotation, molecular function: protein serine/threonine kinase activity; ATP binding. The record is from RefSeq and is a predicted model, not a curated record. Gene Ontology annotation, biological process: protein phosphorylation.